Messenger RNA from Macrosiphum euphorbiae (potato aphid), 789 nucleotides. The record is from the annotation of a GenBank genome assembly. NCBI's taxonomy places the organism in Eukaryota, Metazoa, Arthropoda, Insecta, Hemiptera, Aphididae.
AUGAAUUUGAAAUUCUGUGCCAAUUUAUCAUUCAUGUACCAAGAAACAAAUUGUCUUUUGGAGAGAUACAGUUUGGCGGCUAAAUCGGGAUUUACAUCUGUCGAAUGCGCAUUUCCAUACUCAGAUACUUUGGAAAAAGUAGUGCAAGCAAAAACAAAUGCCAAUGUACAACAAAUCUUGAUAAACGCACCUAGAGGCGAAGCCCAUGAACUAGGUUUUGCAGCGAUUCCAAGUAUGGAGGAUAGUUUUCGUUCAUCUAUUGACUUGGCUGUAUCUUAUGCAAAUGCUUUGAACUGUUCCAAGAUUCAUGUGAUGGCAGGCAUAGUUGUUCAACCAACAAAAGUCAAUCAUGAGGCUUAUGAAAAAAAUUUAACUUAUGCUGCACAAAUCUUUGAAACUAAAGGAAUUAUGGGUUUAAUUGAGCCAAUUAAUAAAUAUUCUGCUCCAGGGUAUUAUUUAAAUACAUAUGAACGAGCAAUUGAUGUUCUCAACAAAAUAAAUAGCCCUAAUUUGAAGUUACAGUUAGAUAUAUUCCAUUUACAACAGAUCAAAGGAGACCUAACAAAAAACAUUAAGAGUUUGUUACCUCAUGUAGGGCAUAUUCAAUUAGCUCAAGUUCCUGCACGUAACGAACCAAAUACAUCAGGUGAAAUAGAUUAUAAUUAUAUUUUUCAACUAUUAGAAGAACUUGACUACUGUGAAUGGAUUGGUUUAGAAUAUAACCCUAAAGGUGAUACGGACAAAGGUUUAUCGUGGCUAAGGGAUAUAAAAAGAACAGUAACAUUUUGA